Molecule: messenger RNA, 3722 nt
Organism: Salvelinus sp. IW2-2015
Lineage: Eukaryota; Metazoa; Chordata; Actinopteri; Salmoniformes; Salmonidae
Product: kelch-like protein 12
Molecular function (GO): protein binding
Source: RefSeq, a predicted model, not a curated record
AAUAUACUCUUGUGGAUGAGCACCGGUGUGCGCCAGGUUGACGAUGUUGCACUUUUGGCACCAUUCAUAAAAAUCGAACUCCAGCGAUCCUGCACCUGCGAUUUCAAGCAGGCGGUCACAACAAUAAACAAACAAAAAUCCCCUUGCUAAAUUUGUUAAAAAGGGAGAAAAAAAUGUAUUGCUUUGAUUCUGAGUUUUUCCGGAUUUGUUUACAUUGGUUCAGUGUUUAGUUUCAAUAGUAAGAACAUACACAUUCACAUUCGAGUUCUGCUUGCACUUAUGUGAGUCGUGACGUAUAGUCAUCGUGUUUUUGUCAAAGGCUACACUGACUGCGGAUAGCUCUCCAGCUAGAUUUGUUGCGGCAUCUUUAAAAUUCAUAUUUUGUUAGUAAUUACUUAGAAAAACUCAUUCGCAAUAGCCCACACUAUUGCAGGAAAGCACACGCUACCAUGGAUCACAUUUGGCAUCCUCAACUGUGACUUGGACGUCUGCCAUCAUUGCAUUGGAGUUAGCUAGUUAGCUUGCUAAUGCUAUCUAGCUAGGUGGUGGGUAGUUGUAUUGCUUGAUACUGUGUGUGCCAUUCGUGUUCCUUAUUUGGUAGUUUGUCUGUCAUAUUCAUUCAAACCAUUAACUCGUAGUUAGCUACGGUUAUCUGCGGCUAGUUGGCCUUGGCAUAACCACCUGCUAGUUAGUUAGCUAUUUGGAGUUGGAAAAUGUCAUAACGUGACAUCUUAUUUAAAAUCCUUGCUUUGAGUAAAUCUAAUUCAACUCAAAUUGGACAGAUGCCAGUGUAACGUCGCUUAUUUAACGAGUACAACUUCCUUCCAAUUCGGCCCAUACCUGGCACUAACUCGGAACCUCUGCCUUGCUGCCAGACGUGACCCCCCCCCUAAAGCGAGCCAGUCGGGGCCACGCGAAAAUCUAGCAGUUUUUUGGCGCAUGUGGGGACACUGCAGACUGAGGAAUAUUGCAGCACGUUGUGAUUCUUGAAACUUGAGGCACUCUUGUCAAGUACAGUACCAUGGCUCCCAAAGACAUCAUGACCAACUCCCAUGCCAAAUCCAUCCUCAAUGCCAUGAACGCACUUCGUAAGAGCAACACACUUUGUGACAUCACUUUGAGAGUGGAGAAUACUGACUUUCCUGUGCACCGCAUUGUCCUGGCAGCCUGCAGUGACUACUUCUGCGCCAUGUUCACCAGCGAGCUCUCUAGGAAUCAUCAGCUGUCAGAGAAAGGGAAAUCCUUUGUAGACAUUCAGGGGUUGACUGCGUCCACCAUGGAGAUCCUGCUGGACUUUGUUUACACAGAAACAGUCCUGGUCACAGUGGAGAAUGUCCAGGAACUGCUUCCUGCUGCCUGUCUGCUGCAGCUCAAAGGCGUGAAAAGAGCAUGUUGUGACUUUCUGGAUAGUCAGCUUGAUCCCACAAACUGCCUGGGCAUUCGGGACUUUGCUGAGACCCACAAUUGCCUUGACCUGAUGCAGGCCGCUGAGCUCUUCUCUCAGAAGCACUUCCCUGAGGUUGUUCAACAUGAGGAGUUUAUGCUGCUCUGCCAGAACGAGGUUGAAAAACUAGUUAAAUGCGAUGAAAUCCAGGUGGACUCAGAGGAGCCUGUAUUCGAGGCAGUGUUGAAUUGGGUUAAACACAAUAGGAAAGAGAGGGAGACGUAUUUAUCGGAGAUGCUGGAGCAUGUGCGGAUGCCUUUGCUCACUCCGCGCUAUAUCACAGACGUUAUCGACUCAGAGCCCCUCAUUCGAUGCAGUCUUCCCUGUCGAGACCUUGUGGAUGAGGCCAAGAAAUUUCACCUUAGACCUGAGCUGAGGAGUGAGAUGCAGGGGCCACGUACCCAAGCCAGAUUAGGUGCCAAGGAGGUCCUGCUCGUUAUUGGAGGAUUCGGCAGUCAACAAUCCCCUAUAGAUAUUGUUGAGAAGUAUGAUCCUAAAACUCAGGAGUGGAGCUUUUUACCUAACAUUGCUCGGAAAAGGCGUUACGUGGCUACCGUGUCCCUCAAUGACCGCGUGUAUGUGAUUGGCGGCUACGAUGGUCGAUCGCGGCUUAGCUCGGUGGAGUGCUUGGACUACACGGCCGACGAGGAUGGUAUCUGGUACAACGUCGCCACUAUGAAUGUACGGCGUGGCCUUGCCGGGGCGACAACACUCGGAGAUAUGAUCUAUGUUGCUGGAGGCUUUGACGGUAGUCGCCGUCACACCAGCAUGGAACGAUAUGACCCCAAUAUUGACCAGUGGAGUAUGCUGGGGGACAUGCAGACAGCCAGGGAAGGGGCUGGCCUGGUGGUGGCUAGUGGACUCAUAUACUGUCUAGGUGGGUACGACGGAUUGAACAUCCUCAAUUCAGUGGAACGGUAUGACCCUCACACAGGACACUGGACUAAUGUUACCCCCAUGGCUACCAAACGCUCAGGGGCCAGUGUAGCCUUGCUCAACGACCACAUCUAUGUGGUGGGAGGCUUCGAUGGAACAGCGCAUCUUGACUCGGUGGAGUUUUACAACAUUAGGACAGACUAUUGGACCACGGUAGCCAGUAUGACCACUCCCCGCUGCUACGUAGGAGCUACUGUCCUCCGGGGACGACUCUACGCCAUAGCUGGGUAUGAUGGAAACUCCCUUCUGAGCAGUAUCGAGUGUUACGACCCAGUGAUUGACAACUGGGAGGUGGUCACCUCCAUGGCCACACAGCGCUGCGAUGCAGGAGUGUGUGUCCUGCGAGAGAAGUGAGAUUUACCUCAGAAAGGUCGGAUGAGGCGGAGGAAGGCAGGCAGCUAGUCCUGAACCUGAAUUUGAUAUUUACGUGCCACUACUAUGGAGCGACACAGGGAUCAUUCACUUGCAGGCCAGUGUGCUAUAUGCCCUCCCCGAAGUCUCUUGAUUGAUUGGUUAUCAGACUUUCUCAUCUGAGUUUGGUUACUUCUGUGGGAAAACCCUUGGCUUCAAUGGAUAAGGGACAGGGGGUGUAUAAGAGAGAUUAGUUAUUUCAGUCUCCUCAUCAACAGUUGUGGCAUCUAAGAAGACAUCGAUCCCAACCCACUCGAUCACAUGACACUCUUUUAGUGGUUCCCGUUGUAGUGGUUACCUGUGAGGUACAUUUUUGACUCGUCUUUUAAAGUGCAAUAUAUUUCUCUACUUCUGUUAUGAACCAUGAAGCAGAAGAAACACAAGAGACUCCAGUUUGCUGCUGCUAUAUGCCUUAUGCCCCUGUGGCCCACAUUGAACCUAACAACCAUGAUGCCUCAUUAGGACUGUGAUGAUUGUUGUCAUACCAUCAAGUAUGAUGAUUAUUUAGCUUUUGCCAGGUUAUCAAUUAGAAAGCCAUUUGUAGAUUUUGUAAUUAUGUAUAAAGUGCUUUUAGAAACAAAUCACUUAUUGAAUAAUUGGUAUUUACCUGACACAGUCAUUAUUUUCAAUGUAUCAAAGACAUUUUGAAAUGAAUUACAUUUUAGGGAAAGCGUUUCAUAAUUGCACAUGAUUCCUUGCUCUUUUGCUAUUCUGUCAUCUUGUCAAAAUCACUUUGUCCCCGGCGACAGACUGAAGAACACUGCUAAUAGCAAAAAUGAUAUUUUUCAUGUGUGUAUGGUACAUGCAUUUGUCCACAGUGGAUUUGUUUGGACAAGAAAAAAAACUUGACUGCUAUUCUCCAGGGCAAGUGCAAAAUACUGACUAGUCUUUUGUUGUUACUUGAAAAGUGAAUAAAUAUUGUGAUAAUUUA